This is a messenger RNA of Portunus trituberculatus (swimming crab), 11320 nucleotides long. RefSeq names its product GTP-binding protein Di-Ras2-like. The transcript is spliced from 3 exons. Lineage: Eukaryota; Metazoa; Arthropoda; Malacostraca; Decapoda; Portunidae. The coding region runs from base 542 to 1141 and encodes 199 amino acids. Gene Ontology annotation, cellular component: plasma membrane. Gene Ontology annotation, biological process: signal transduction. Gene Ontology annotation, molecular function: GDP binding; GTPase activity; GTP binding. The record is from RefSeq and is a predicted model, not a curated record.
UGCCUUCCCCGCUGGUCUUGCCUCCUCCCUCUCUCGCUCCCGCAGCUGCCACGCGCCUCGCUCCCUCCCAGCAACCGCAGAACAGAAGGAAUACAGAUUUUGCUGCAUACUGUUCUAAGUGCUGUUCAUCUUGUUACUGCCAAGUGUCAAGCUGCUGAGGCUGUAACUGUAACGAAGGCUGAUCGACUGACACGCUUAGAGAGAAGGACAGACAAAGGGUAGUGCUUCUGUUAACACAGUGCACGUAAAUUUGUCCCAUCGCUUGUAAAGUGCAAGAAGUUAAGACUUAGACGUGCCUGAGGAAACUAUGACAGUGAGAACCGAGGGAACACAGAGGAGUAUGCAGCCAGCGACGCCCAUCUCUCACCAAGCGUAGUACACACUCACACAUACACGCAUACACACACACACACACGCAUAAACGCACACAUCCGCACUCACACACGCAAUCACUAACGGGACCAUGUGGCACUUUGUUCAUGUGACGUCACCUCCUGUCUGAGUCGAAAUCUAGUCACCCUUAUCCUUCCGCCGAGCCAAGAUGCCAGAACAGAGUAACGACUAUCGGGUGGUGGUGUUCGGGGCAGGAGGCGUGGGCAAGUCGUCCCUGGUGCUGCGGUUCGUCAAGGGCACCUUCAGGGAGUCGUACAUCCCCACCAUCGAGGACACGUAUCGCCAGGUGAUCACGUGCAACAAGAACAUUUGCACGCUGCAGAUCACAGACACCACUGGAUCCCAUCAGUUCCCGGCCAUGCAGCGGCUCUCCAUCAGCAAGGGCCACGCCUUCAUCCUGGUGUACUCCGUCUCCAGCCGCCAGAGUCUGGAGGAGCUGCGCCCGAUCUGGGAGGUAAUACGUGAGAUCAAAGGCACCGAGGAGGAGUUCCCCAUCAUGCUGGUGGGAAACAAGUGUGACGAGAGCGACGCCCGAGAGGUGCAGAGUGCCAUGGGGGAGAACCAAGCCAAGGCGUGGAAGUGCAACUUUAUGGAAACGUCGGCCAAGACCAACCAUAACGUGAAGGAACUCUUCCAGGAACUGCUCAACAUGGAGAAGAACAGAAACAUGUCUCUGCAGCUCGACGGCAAGAAAAAUAAGUCACAAAAGGGCACUCGUAAAAUAAAGGAGAAAUGCCUCCUCAUGUGAAGAGGAAGGGAGAGGAAAACAGGAGAACGGACAGUGGAUAGAGGAGGAGCAGGAGAGAGAAGUGUACCUUGACUGUGAUGAACAAGGUGGGGCGUCCCUGGUGUGCCAAAGACACAGCUGGUGUGGCCUGGCACCGCCGCCAGCGGGACACUCCCCUGACUCCCUCAACCCGCCGACAGGGUGCUGCUGCUGCCGCCGCCGCUGCCGCUCCGGGUCAAGUGUUGCCGGCACGCGACAGUGGUGCGACGUGUGGCCUCAACGUUCCAUAAUACUGAGCACAAUAUCCAUGGCAAUAUCGUGGCAUAAUGAGGGGUGACCUGACCUCACCUGGCGGCGAUGAACGUACCUGCAGGUCUACCGAGGCCGCGUCCGGCCAGACCUUCUGCCUCACAGGGACCAGUUUCUCCUGCACAACAUGAGCGUAUCAUAGUGUACACAAGUGUUCCCCUUCGGCCAGCCUCGACGUGCGCGGCAGGGCGGCCAGACGACUCUGUGCUGUACUUCAAAGGCAACGAUUCUUAGCCCUUGAGAUUUUUUUUUAUUGUGUCCGCUGUAGUCCCUCGCGCAGACUCCUGGUCGGUAGAUGAUAAAACAGGGCGGCGUGUGGGACACCCGCGCGGCCAGUCUCUUCCCACAAGUUAUUUCCAGUAUUGACCAUCAGUCGUGUAUGCGUGUUAGUGAUGCUCCUUUGCGGGAGUGGACACCGCGGGAGGCGAGAGUGCUGGCCGCCGCGCUGGGACCCGCGCCUCCCUCCCUCAGUAGCUGACGUAGUGGGAUUAGUUAGCGUUGUUUACACCGCCGGGGGCGCCCGCUAGAGGCUCCACCUUCACAUAUAUUCUCUGUCUCAAAGAACGAUUUUUUUAUUACUAUUAUUUUUGUUGCGGUGGGAGAGGCGAGGUGCGCGGCGCGGCGACGCAGGACGCCCGCCCCGCCACGCCCGCCCUCGCCCACCUCAAGGAGUAUUUUGCAUUUUUCCAGUUUGAGGAUAUUACUUGUUUCAAGUACGUAUAUAUAAAUACAUGAAUAUAUAGAUAGGUUUAUAUGAUAUUGUAUUAUAAGGCAUCGCAAUAUACAACAUAUAUAAAGCAAGAGAGCUCUCGAGAUGAAGGCGAGGAGAGUGAUGGGGCGAGGGACGUGGUGACCAGAACGAGAAUCAAACACGAAGCUCUCCAGGAGGCCGGGAAGCCGCCUCUGCGUGUGACUGUUUCCCCCCGCAGCGGCAUCCCCCCUCGGCACCCACCUCUCUUCCCUGGGCGGAGGGAGGCUGGGGAGGGGACGAGGGGAGGCACUCAAACUUAUCCCCCUCUUCCCUGUCUCCUCCACGCCCCCCUCCUCCCUCACACCUCUUGUAUUUCGAGUUCCAUUGUAAUAUAUCACGAAUAACUUUUUUUUUUUUGUUGUUGUUCCUCUUAGUGAACGGAUAUUGUUGGUAUUAAAGUAGCACCUUACUGUGUGGAUGUGGAGAGAGAGAGAGAGUGUGUGUGUGUGUGUGUGUGUGUGUGUGUGUGUGUGUGUGUCCCAGCUAAGGUCUUCCACUUGGUAAACUCACGCGUACCGAGUCCCGGCCCUGUGUACCAUGGCUAGACCUGAACCAACACUACCAUGACACCACCUGUACCAUCUGUUAGCAUUACCGUCACCUACACUAGCCGUACCGUGACUCGCUGGCUGCUGCACCACGGCCCGUCACGCUGUACUGUACCACCACCAUACCAGUGUUACUCGCGUGCCCGCCUUCCAGCCACAUCCUCCGGCUUGCCACUGCGCCAUUACAGUGUCCCCAUCUCAUGUAACUUUCACUUUCCUAUUCUUUCUGUGCUUUGUUUUGAGUUCUUGGUUCACGGGUCUUGUUUUGUGUGUUUCGUGUUUCAUCAGUGAUUCAGUCAGUAGCGAAGACUUAUGACCUCCACCUACUCGUCAGUUAUAAUAGAGGAUAUUACUGGAUCAUCUAUAAACGUGAUAACUUAAACAAAGGAGUGUAAUGUUUGACUUGAUUAUGUCUUUCAGUGAUUUGUGAGUCGUACUUAAGUAAAGGAGACGCAGUUCUAAUGAAUGAGUAAUUGAAGAAUCUGUGUAUAAACUCCAUAUUUAAGUAAAGGAGACGCAGUUCUGAUGGAUGAGUAUUUGAAGAAUCUGUGUAUAAACUCCAUAUUUAAGUAAAGGAGACGCAGUUCUAAUGGAUGAGUAAUUGAAGAAUCUGUGUAUAAACUCCGUAUUGAAAACAACAGGGUCUUUAAUGUCUUCUAGAAAGUAGUGCAAUUGACGCCUUAGUAUUGAAAGGAUUGUGUUUUUUUCUUUUAAUUUCCAAUCUUUUCAUACAAAUCUACCUCCUUUACCUCGACGUAUUAUAGCAUACUCUUCUCGCUUCCUUUUUGUCUACACAGUUCAUUUUCACAGGUUCAUUAUUAUUUGUUCCAUAUUCCUUCCAUCCAUCCAUCCAUCCUUCCUUCCUUCCUUCCUUCCUUCCUUCCUUCCUCCCAGGCAUUAUACUGGAUAGGAAUCAAUGAAUCUAUAGUGUUCACUCUUUUGUUUUUUGUUCUAUGCUUACAAAAAAUAAUUUUUUUAAGAGUCGUGAAUUGUUGUAGCAGUGAAAGGGUUAAAACUUAAAAAACUGAAAUUUUUAUCCAGACUUAUUCACUAAAACCUCCAAUUCUUGAAGCAACUUAGUGAAAUCCAAACCUAAACUCACUCAUUGAUCUCUCAAGUACACAAGGCAACUUUUUUAGUCUCAAAGCCGCUACAAAUGAACACACUCCUUAUACAAACCCACUUGAAUCCGAUCAACAGUGCCUACAUCCGAACCCACUCUCUGAUCCCCCUCAUUCGUAGAGUGACUCACUAUCGACCUUGAGACAGUGCUAAAUUCCAAACAAGAUUAAUGAACGAUCACCUAACGACAUCCAGGUAUCGCUGCUGCCCUGAUUAACUGAAUUACUGAGGUCGUUUAGCUAUUAUCUCCGCCACGCACUAAUGUUGAUGUAGGUCUCGAGGUUGGAGGGAAGGGAAGGACUGUGUGUGUGUGUCUGUGUGUAUGUGUGAUGGUGGUGAUGUAAAGGGAGGUUGUGGAUGUUCUCUUAUGGUGUGGCUUUCCUAAGAGAGUAAUUAUUUAGAGUGUUAUGUUGCCUUUCAUCCUUCCCUGGAAUCUCGGAGGUUGGAAGUGAUACGUGAGAAAAGAAACAGAUAAAUGAAAGUAGUGUUGAAAAAAAAUGAUGUGAUGAUGAUGAUGAUGAUGAUGAAAGGAAGAAUUCGUGUUUUUUUUUAUAUAUAUAUAUAUUUUUUUUUUAUUUGUCUAUUUUUUAGAUGUUGAGUAAUUUGAUGUUUGUCUUUUUUUUUCGAGUGAAUGACUUAAAAUCUAAAUAAAAAGGAAUGAAGUGAUAAAGAUGAGAGAAGUGUGAAUAGAUAUUUCUUAUACAAUUAUUUACCAGAUGAGAAAUGACUUAAUUCUUUUUUUGUGUGUAUUUAUUUAGCAUUAUUAUUUUCAUAGAGAUAUUUUAAAGCUUCUAAUCCAACUACAUGAGAUCUGAACCCUGACCUUCUUAGCGAACCUAUCCUUUACGUCGUGAUUAUUCCAGCUCUGUCACUCACUCACGCCAAAGAAGUGAAGAGAGUGUUGUAGGUUCAGUAAGGCUCACACUAAACUACCCAAUCAUUGAACUUUGAGACUUGUGGCACUUUCAGGACUUUGUAAGGAAAUUGUUCCUUGUGGAUUAUGAGUACAAGGGAGGUUUAAAGAUGCGACUGUAUUUUAGGUUAGGUCACUGUGUUCCCUCCUUUUGAUCUGUUUUACCUUGCCUAUUUUGUUUUUAUUUCCUACCUUUUUUUUUUCUCUCUCUCUCUCUCUCAUUCUCGAUCUCGUCCUUCCCUCCUUCUGUAACUUUUAUUUCAUGUCUUCCCGUUCUCUUACCUUUCCUUAUUUGUUCUACCUUCUUUCCUUCCUUCCUUCCUUCCUUCCUUCCUUCCUUCCUUCCCUGACUCAGAACCAUGACCGUCUCCUACUUUUCUUACCUGUUCCAUCUAUUUUUCUUUUCUUUACUAACCGUCAUCUAUCUCUGUCUUACCUUUCCGUGUCUUUUCCAUCCUCUUUCUUCUUUUACUACCUGUCAUCUUCUACCUUUCCUUGCCUUUCUCAUUCUCUCCUUUUACUCUCCUUGUCUUACAUGUUCCAUCUCACUUCCCUUACUUCCUUAUUCAGCCAUGCCUCCCCCCUACCUUCCCGUGUCUCUCCCAUCCUAUUCCUGCUCUUCCUUUCUCCCUAUUCGUCAUGCCUCAUUCCUGCUUCCUCAACCUGUUGCCUUCCGUCCCAAGCCCUAGUUAAAGUUCGCUUCAUUGCCUUUUGACCAUUCGUAAUAGUCUUCCUAUCGUGUGGGACUUUUUCUGUCGUGUUAUCUUUUUAAAUCUUGCUAUAUAUUUUUUUCUUUAAUUUCCCUUCGUCUUUUUCAUGUUCUCGUUUUCUUUUUUUCUGUGCAGUCUUUCGUGUUUUCCGCCUUAAUUUGUCUUUUUCUCUCUUCAUCUCGGUUCUCUCGCUAAUACCUUUUACAUUUCCAGCCUUGCGUGACAUCUCCACGUCACCCUGGUCCCUUUUCCUUUACCUUGUCAGCCUCGCAGCUCCUCAUACCCUAAUACUCUCAUCCUAGCAUCUGUUUCCCCUCAUCCUGCAUCCCCUCAGGUGUUCAUCCUCUCAGACACACUGUUUCACCCAAGCAUCCUUCCCUCAUCCCACUAUCCUUCGUAUAUUAUCUUAUCUCAUUCCCUCAUCCUCAAAGUUUAUCUCAUCCUUUCAUUCCUUUAUUACCUUCCUCAUCCCCACGUGUCCGCAUCUUGUCAUCCUCCUCUCCCCAACCCUCUUCUCCCUCUCCUUCUCUCCUCCCCAAUCCUCGUAUCCCAUUCAGUGUUCUGCUUCAUGGCUCUGUUCCGCGUGGACGAUAAGAACCCCAUUUUCAACUCUUUUGUUCUCCCCCAAAAUCAAUAUGGCCGACCUCACCCUCUGUCCUAUUUUUAGAAGUUAAUAUUUUGAGGUACGUUGACCGUGUGUGUGUGUGUGUGUGUGUGUGUGUGUGUGUGUGUGUGUGUGUGUGUGUGUGUGUGUGUGUGUGUGCAGCGUCCCUGAUGGACAUCCAUACCACUACACGCGCGUGCUUCCCUCAGAACAAAGCAUUAGGCACUGUAUUCUACCGGUAAUGUCCGCUGGAUGGCGCUGGUUGGGGUCAGGAGGGCACGGUGUAGUGACAGCACGAAGAGAAGAUCAAUACGUUUAUUUUCUCUUUCUCGUUUCCAUAACAAAUGUCAAAUAAAGUCCAAACCUUUUUUUUUAGUCACAAUUUUCAAUCCCACACGAGGAUUGAUGAUGAUGAUGAUAAUGGUGAUAAUGUAGCUGUUUUUACUCAUGUGUUUGAAUAAUAAAAGCCAUCACGUAUUCCUGAAAGUGACGUCAACAAUACCACAAUACCUGUGUAGCUGAGGGACUGCGUGGUUACCUUACUGACGUGUCCUGUCCCGAUUCUACAUACAUACAUACAUGAGAGUUCAUAAUCCUGCAAGAUGAGGAGGAGGGGAUUCGAAAACUUGAUCUAUACACGCACCAGGAGACCACGGAGGGAAGAGAGGCAGCUGGUGACGUCUUGUUCUGAUGCUAAACUAUAUCAUUAAGAAAACUCUGGAACCGCUUUCUCAAACAUUCCAGCGUCUUACCGCGACUAAAUGGAUUCGAAAACUUGAUAUUUACACUCACCAGGAGGCCACGGAGAGGACAGGCAGCCAGUGAUGUCUUGUUCUGACGCUAAAGUACCAUUGAGAAAAACUCGGGAAUCGCGUUUUCAAACAUUCCAGCGUCCUACCUCUACUUUGAACAGACAGUAAUAGAAGUUGUAAGGUACUCUAAGGGUGUUUUUGUUAUUCUAGUGUGAGUUUGAUUAAUUCUCUGCAUCUUCAUUGCGAAAGAAAACAUCUGUGGAACCUGACUAGUAACAUCUAUAGCAUCUGAAAAAAGAAAGAAAAGAAAUGAGAGUCUGUGAAGUACUGGGACGAUUCUCUCACAAAAUGUCCGAUUAAAUGUUCACACAGCAAAACGUGACUGCCAGAAGGAAGCUCUCUGUUAUUUUUAGACUGGCUGAGGAAGGAAGGCAAGAAGGGAGUAAUUGGAAUUUUCUCCUUAUCGUUGUCAAGGAGCGGUACCUGGCGGUCGUUUUUCUAUUCUCUCUCUCUCUCUCUCUCUCUCUCUCUCUCUCUCUCUCUCUCUCUCUCUCUCUCUCUCAUCAGCAUCCACGUCCAGGAGGCAAAAAGAGCAAUGAAAGUAGGUAGGAAGUGAAGGGAAAAAUAGCAGCUAGUUGACAGGCACUUUGCAGCUCAUUAGGUGAAUCUCUUUGAGGACGUAACGCGUUUACCAGUUAAUAUGUGGAAUGAGGACUAGCUGUUUGUUUCCUGCUCAUCUGCUGCUCGCCGCGUCCCGUCCCCCCGAUACCUCCAUCUCACUGUUUUUUAAAAGGUAGAUUUUUUAGGAACUGCACCACCGUCGAAAGCAAGAGCAAGAAUUAGGAAUACGUCAAUAAAGAUACGAGUUUAUACAUCGUUUGAUUUUUUUUUUUUUUUAUGUGUGUGUGUGUGAGGUUAGUAAAUUUGGCUAAUUCAGGGAAAUUUACAGCAAUGAUAAUUACAAAAGUAAAAAAACAUAAUUAUUCACAACACUGAAAAUCAUAACAAAUAAAGAAGUUAAUUACAAUAAAAAAAAAAAAAAAAUGUCUCGUGGUGCUCUCAAUUCCGCGGUCAGCCAACGAGUAGGGGGUGACAGUUGACAUAUACGAUAAACUCUGACACUAAACGAAUCUUCCGUCACAGGCGCUCGACACUGCGUACCUUAGCAUCUCAUCGGAAAGACACUGUCAUUACCAUCCUGCGCGUAUAAUUGACUGAUAUUUAUUGGUAUUAAAAGGUACUAAAGGCUACCCCAUGGCAUAAUGAUAAUAGUAAUAAGGAGACGUAGAAAGUUCAUGAUAAUACACCUAAGGGGUCUUGAACAUAGCAACAGUCAGGGGUUCAGUUAACGUGUCGUGCUUAAGACUUCCUCCUACUGUGGUUACCUUUCUCCUUUCAAACAAUCCCUCAGGUGUGCUAAGAAUCUGUUCCCGGGUUUUGUUAUCAGAUUGUCAGUGGAUGAGAGGACUUCAAAUUGAGACAGAGAGAACAUGAGGUGGAAAUUAAUGUAGGUUGCUGGACUUUUGAACUUGACUGUACUACUUCCCACCCCUUAAUGAGUAAAGUGUAGCAGUGACCAUCCUUUUCCUCACGUCACAUCUGCUCGUCCCUCUCCCGGAAAAGUUCGUACAAGUAUUCACAGUUAGUCAGUCCGUCAUCUCCUCACAAAAAGGUCAGCGCAUAUGCCUCGAAUAUACUUUCCACUUGGUAGUUUGCCAGUAGAUCAUUCAUAACUACACUCUCUGACGUCAUUUCCUCUCGUUCACCCAGUCCUAACAGCAUCCAAAGUUAUUAGACACAAAUCCAACGCAAAUUCUUACCCUCAAGUAUUUUUCGACCUCCUAGAAAUGUAUAAGUAUGGAAGACCGAAGUUAUACGUAAUUUUCCUUCAUCCUUCAUCCCUUGCGUCACAUCUGCUCGCUCAUUCCCUCCUUCGGCUCCUUCCAGCAGCGUCCCAAGGUUUCCGACAUCCUCUCCUCGUUUGUAAGGUUGUCUCGUCGAACCCGAUACGUUAUACUAAGCCUGUUAAUGAUAAAACUUGCGUGCAUGUGAGAGGUUUGUGUAUAUAUCGUGUUUCGUCCUACCUGCCUGCGUGUGUGUGUGUGUGUGUGUGUGUGUGUGUGUGUGUGUGUGUGUGUGUUCGGUUUUUCCUCACUGAUUUAUGUCGCUACUUAUGUACAUUGCCUGCCAUUGCAUAUUUCUCGCCAUGUUUCCCAAGUUCCAAAGGCUCAAUUUUUUGUAAUCAGUGGUUAUCUUAUUGAGAGAGAGAGAGAGAGAGAGAGAGAGAGAGAGAGAGAGAGAGAGAGAGAGAGAGUAUACAUGACAACACUAUACGACAGGUGAGCCUCACGUAACCAGGUGGUGCAGGUUAAUUACUGUACAUACAUAGAUACAUACAUACGUACGUACAUGAUAAAACGAAACCUAGGAGAAUUCCCCGCCCAGCCCCUCCCUGCCCGCCCUCUGCAGCCAACACACAGAUAACAAUGAUAAAAAUACCUUAAAAGAAUGCUAUGAAAGUACAAGGUUGUGUCUGUUCCUCGGUCACGGAAACAUCAGCCACCUUAACGAUUUAUCUAUUUAUUUAUAUUUUUCUUUUUAUAUAUGAUACAUUAAUUCCUGCAUUUUUUUUUUUGUUUUUUCACUUGUGUUUAGUUUUUCAUCUGUACAGUGUUGAUGUAAGUUAGUUUUCUGUGUGUGUUUUUUUUUUUCUUUUUAAUGACAGAUUAACCCUGCAUUUAUUUAUUUAUUUUCUAUUCAGCAGUGUGUUUAGACUUCCUGUACAGUGGUAGUAUAAGUUAGUCUUAUUUUUGUUUUGCUGUGUUUAUCGUUCAAAUUAUUAUCAGAAACAUGAAUAAAUAUACGUAUUUCUUCGUGUUUCUAGUAAUUUGCCAUAACUCAUACUAAUACUGCACUGGUAAAGCCAAAUGUUACCGUUUCAAAAAGCAGGUAUAGAUUCAGUAAGGAUCAGGAAGGUUACCUAAAAACUUGUCUUAAUUCCAAGCAACCAAACCUUGUCUAACCCUGUCUCUUCUAACACAAACCUACCUGUGUUUGAGAUGGGUCAGGACUUUUGAUAAGGUUAAGCUAAGUAAGCUUACCUAAUCUAAUUAACCUAAACUAGGUGAACUUAAUCUAAUUUUACUUACUCUACGCUAACCUGACUUUCCCUAACCUAACCUGAUUUAACUUAUUCUGAUCAAAUAUUAUCCUUACCUAAUCUAACCUAACCUAACCUAUCCAAAUAAUAAACAGGGUGGCUGAUUUUCAUGUGAUUUUCCCUUUUCUGCUUUCCAAUGUGGCUUGCCUUCCUUCCUCCCUCACCGGUUGGCUUGGCAGCGCGGCGGCAGGGCAUGCGUGUGAAGGGUAUCCAAGCGGGGGACUAACAUAUCCAAACGAGCAGUUAAGAGUGAAUCGAGUGUAAUAAUCUUCUACAAUAGCUCCCAUUAUCGUGGUUGGUUUCAUUUUUUCUAUGAUAGUUCGUGACAGUUACUACUAUACUUGUUCUCUUCCCCGCCUCUGCAUGCAGACGGCGGGGUGCGCAUCGCAUAUUAAUAUAAAUAUUGCAUAAUAAUAAAUAAAAACAAGGGUAAUAUGGGAGGGAUGGUGACUAAAAAAAAAAAAAAAAAAAAAAAUCUAAAAAGGGUAUUAAACAUGUACAUACAUAUUUUAUUUAUUUAUUAUGUAACGUGUUGCAAUUAACGUUUUAAGUGAUGUUGAAUUAUCACACACAUACACACACAAAGAGUUCUUAGUGGUCUGCCUCGCUCCCUCCUUCUCGCCUUCCCUCCGUCUCCCUUUCAUCUUCCUUCAGUUUUCUUCCUAUUCUUUCUCGGUUGCUACAGUCUUCACGGGUCCUAAAUUUUGUCAUGUUAAUGUUAAAUCCACCUAAGUGCGUCACUGCAGCAUAAUAUGUCUGAGUUCAGCACGAGGGUUUACAAAUUGGAGCAAGUUUACUGUCCAUGUGUGUGUAUGUGCGUGUUCCUUGUUGCUUGUCCUUGUUAAAUUGACUGAAAAUAACGAGCAACAGGUGAAACACACACACACACACACACACACACACACACACACACACACACACACACACACACACACACACAAUAAAGAAAAUACAAACAACGAAAGCUAGAACAAAAACAAAACGAAAUAAAACAACAGAAACAUGUGAUCAACAGCAAAAACAACAAAAACAAAACAAAACAAAACAAAACAAAACACAAGAAACCAACAAAACAAACAACUUGCUAUCAUAAUACUCUAGUAUCUGAUCACGGAGGGAGAGGAGAAAGGUAAGGAAAGAGGAAGGAGGAAGAGGAAGUGUUGAAGGUUAUGGAGGAGAAGGGGAGGAGAGUCAGGAGUUAACAGUGUAGCCUCUUCCUCUUCCACGUUCCCCGGGGCUCAACACUUGUAAGACAUUUAUAAUUCACGACUCCUGUAUGAAUAUUUCCGGUACGCAAUAUCUACGGCAUCAAAAUAAAUUAUCCAAGUGAA